GUGCGGGGCGGGGCUGCCGGGAGUCGGGUGCCGCCGGUUACACUUCUGAGUGCCUUUCAGGAAGCCACAGGGCAGGGGGCGUCUGUGCGGAGGAGCCGGGGGAGGGAGGGAGCCUCAGGCAGGUCCAGCCUAUGAACCAGCCCAGUGACAUAUAUAGAAGCAUACAUCAGGCCAGAGAUGCUGCGCCCGGUCGCACACAUGUGUGCAGACCCACAGGCAUGUCUGUGUGCUGCUGUGUGGGCACCUGUCGUGUGAGUGGCUCCGGGCGUGGCUGCUCCUCGGACGUUCAGUUUCUGUAAGAUUUAUCUCUAGGGGCCUACCUUCCCCCGUCUCCAGAGGGGAACGUAAGAAGUUUAACGAAGCAGGGACUGAGCAGAUUAAGGGAGCGCAGCAGAGGCUGGGCCGGAGAGGGUAGGGACUGCGGGUGCUGGGGAGUAGGGAACCACCUAUUUGCCCCUCUCCCGGCCAGAAAGCCGGUUUGGAAAGACUGUCGCGACAAAGGUGGCUCUGAAAUGUCUACAGAGCCCGAGAAGUGAUGAUCACUGAGUGAGUGGCACUGGGCUGAGACUGGCCAAUUUGUUGACAAGAGGGAUGCUAGCACUUAGGAAGGCAAGGAGGAAACUCAGAAUGGGGACCAUCUGCUCCCCCAACCCCAGCGGGACAAAGACAUCAUCGGAGGUCUGCAAUGCCGACUGGAUGGCCUCGCUGCCCCCUCACCUCCACAACCUCCCCCUUUCCAAUCUGGCAAUCCCAGGCUCCCACGAUUCGUUCAGCUACUGGGUAGACGAAAAGUCCCCAGUGGGGCCUGACCAAACUCAGGCUAUCAAACGCCUCGCCAGGAUCUCUUUGGUGAAGAAGCUAAUGAAGAAGUGGUCUGUGACUCAGAACCUGACAUUCCGGGAACAGCUAGAAGCUGGGAUCCGCUAUUUUGACCUCCGUGUGUCUUCCAAACCAGGGGAUGCCGAUCAGGAGAUCUACUUCAUCCACGGGCUUUUCGGCAUUAAGGUCUGGGAUGGGCUGAUGGAGAUCGACUCAUUUCUUACACAGCACCCCCGAGAGAUUGUCUUCUUGGAUUUUAACCACUUCUAUGCCAUGGACGAGGCCCAUCACAAAUGCCUGAUUCUCCGGAUCCAGCAGGCCUUUGGAAGCAAGCUGUGUCCAACCUGCAGUGUGGAAAGUAUGACGCUGAAAAACCUAUGGGAGAAGAAGUGCCAGGUUCUUAUUUUCUACCACUGUCCCUUCUACAAGCAAUAUCCCUUCCUGUGGCCAGGAAAGAAGAUCCCAGCACCCUGGGCAAAUACCACAAGCGUGCACAAACUAAUCCUCUUCUUGGAGACCACUCUGAGUGAGCGGGCCCCACGCGGCUCCUUCCACGUCUCCCAAGCGAUUCUCACCCCCAGAGUGAAGACCAUCGCCCGGGGCCUGGUGGGCGGUCUCAAGAACACUCUGGUUCAUAGGAAUCUUCCUGCCAUCCUGGACUGGGUGAAAACUCAGAAGCCCGGAGCCAUGGGUGUCAACAUCAUCACGUCUGACUUCGUUGACCUGGUGGACUUUGCCACGACUGUCAUCGAGUUGAAUGACCUCUUACAGGAGGACAAAGCUCUGGCUAAAUGCUGAUUUAAUUUUUUAUUUAACUUAAUGUUGAAUUUGUUGAUCCAGGGUAGAGUUCUGAAGGGUUUCCUGUUAGGAUGGCCCCUGGGCAGUGAUGGAGAAGUAAGAGGAGGAUGGCAUUUUUCUUUUCCUUCCUCACAGGGCCAUUUGGAUAAAAUUACAGGGCUUUUAAUUGCAUUUUUCCCAAAUGAGACUUUUAAAAAACUUAAGUCCAAGGGAAGAAAGCAUCUUUCUUGUGAGCAAGGUUGGGACCUCCCCAAUGGCUUCUGGUGGUGAAUGGAAUACGGAAAGGGUCUGCAAGUUCCACUGGGGUAUUGAGUGUCCUCUAACUCACCCAGUUCCCUAUUGUCUUCCAGGGUUUUGUUUUUGAGCCAGUGGAAAGGUUGAACCAGAAAGGAAUUCCUGGUCAACAGAAUGGCUCAUUACAGGUGUAGACUGCCCUCUGGGGUGGCUCUAACACCAACCUGGGGCUGUGAGCAGGAAAGGAGCCAAGCACCAGUUCUGUCUAGGAUUGUUGAAUGUCGCCAUUUCUUCGUGAGAGAGUAGGACUUAUCACCAAGCUGUUUCAACCACAGCUGUUCUUGAAUAGCUUGUGCUGGUAACUGGUCACCUUCAUUUUUCAGAUAAACAGUGCAUACUGCCCUUGGUAUCAGAAAUUAUGUUUCCCAGUUUUAGAAUACCAAUUCCUUCCUCUUUCUUUUGGCCCUUUUCUAAAAGCGAAAGGAGCAAUGAUGGGAGAUCUUUUCAGCGUGGGGCCCAACAAGAGGUAGACAUGCAUGUUGUUGCAUGCCAGACUUCUUUGAUUUAAUUCUGUAGCUUUUUCCAAAAUGGCUGCCAGGUAAGUACCUGCAUCAUUUUGGGAAAGUCCUCUUUGGAGUGCAGUCUUCAAGCCAGAUCUUGAAAUUGCAUUUCAUUGUUGUCUGCCUAGGACUUGGAUUUGUGCUGUGUGGGACACAAUACUAAGUGGAAGGCAACUUGGUGGUACCAAGGAGGCAGACGCAGGAUGCGUGGGAAAGUGCAAUGGCAUUAAAGGAGGGCGCUCCAAGUGGGUUUGGAGCCAUUCUGUAACUCCUUGAAAACAAGACUACCUCGAGGACAUUUAGGAUGACUUGUGUGUCAUCAAGGGAGAAAUACCCACUGUUGGAACAUUUCCAGUCCUUGUCUCAAUUGUUCUACUUUCUGCAGGUUGUUUUGAGCCUACAAAUCACUACUGCAUGAGGGCUCUGAAACUCAAGAGGGUUUUGUUUUUAAUAGAUAAGAGAUGCUUAUCUAUAAAGAGCCCUCUUGUGAUUUGAUUGAUUGACUUAUUUAUUAAUUUAUGUAUUUAUUUAUAGAUUAACUAUCUGCAGUGCUUCUUACUUCAAGAGCACUCACACAGGAGCUUACUGAACUUUUGUCACCCAGGACAGAUGCUGCUAUGGUCUUCCUCCCCUCAACAGGACUGCGCAUCUCAGGGCUGUGAGUGACCUCUGACUCUGCUGUAGAUGUCAUGGCCCCAGUUCUGCUGGGGACAGUGUAUAUGUGUGCACACAGCCCAGAUCUGAGGAGUCACUACCAAGCCACGCCCUGGGACAGAAGAUGAAAUGAGUCAUGAAGAACUCUUAGCUCUUAGGUAGACCCUCCUGAAGAGUGCUUGAAAAGGAAGGAGCUAGAAAGAAAACUAGGCAUGAGAGUGUGUGCACUUUGCUGCUCCUCAGCACUAUCUGAGGAUCCCUAAGGAAGUGUCAGCUUCUGGAUUCUUAAGGAAGAAAUCUAAACACGAAUCCAGAAUGGAUGUCUGCAUUUAUAAAGAUUGACUCUUCUCAGCAGUUUCCCAUUUCUAUCUUUUGAUGCUCAUAGAUGAAUUUUGCAUGUUACCCACAGAGAGGGGUGUCUUAGGUGAGCUAUUAAAAGCACAUACACACCCCCAACUCUUGGUCUUCCAGCCUUUACUUUCUGUAAUGUAAUUUAAACCCUGACUUUUAGCUUUUACAAGCUUGAGGAGGUCACAACACAAAUGACUCUGGGAAAAUCUGGUUGAACUUUCCCUUGUCUUGCAUCUGAACCCCUCCCCAUAGAGAUUUCUGGGAUGGUACUGUGGAAUUCUGUAGGGUCUUCUCUGGAUAGAAGGAAGAAAGGGCAUCCUCUUACUCUCUUAACUUGCCCUCAAUUCUGGUGUUAAACCCUAGUGGCAAAGCUCUGAAAUCCCCAGUCUACCCUCAGGAUUUUAUUUUUGUUGUUAUUGUUUCAUCUUGCUUUUGUUUUUAAAUCUUAAUCAAUUACUAGGGACUAGAUCACUUCCCUUCUUUUAACCCUUUGUUAUCAAUAUUUGACAAAGAGAUAAGGAGGCAAGAGGAGAACUAUUCUGCUCUGUUUUAUUUGAGCCUCAGCUUUUGUCUGGGUGCUUGGUGCUAUGAGGCCAGGUGCAUUGACAAGUUACCUACACGGGAUGCCAGUAACACCCAAGGGCUGCUGACUGUUCCGUGAAAUGUUUACUUGAUUUUCUCCAUUGGUUUUUAAAUAGAUAGUUGCACUUCACUUGGGUUCUAACAUUUAACAUAUAAGUGCACCUCAGUGUUUGCAUGAUAAAAGUCAUCAAGCAUGUCACAGAAACACAGAAGACUGCACCGAGCUUGCAUGCAUGGGAUCCUGCUCUGCCUGGUGGGUGCAGGUGUCCACUUCUUUGCGCUGCUAGGGUUGCCAGACUUGCUUCCCUUUUGAAAGUCUGCACUGGAGUUCUGGGAAGUAGAAGGAGGAUUAUUUUCAAUUUUCCCUCAAUAACACCCUCAAAUUGGCAGAAUCUCUGUCUCAAGAAAAAAUUGCUUAACAUAUUGUAAAGGGUGUGUGCCUUCUGCUCCUUGAUUUCAGGGCCAGACAGCAGAACUCAGACACAUGGGACAGAUGGAAAAUAGACGUUAGGGCAAUGACUCAUUAUGCAACUGCCAACAAUAUAAAUGGUGACCCAACCACAUUCCUUGUUCUCACAAGUUCUAGAGAAUUUUCAGAGCAAAACAAGGCUCUCGCUUACUUAGAAUUAACUUCAAGAUCAGCUAAGAAGCUGCUUGACUGAGCCAAAAAGGACUUUAGUUUAACAGAAUUGAAGUCAUAUUUAUUCCAAAUGUAACUGAGUUUUUCAUGAGCUCCCUGGACCAUUUCGCACAGGGCCACAUUUCCAUGGCUUUGUGGCAAAGGGGACCAUCCCAGGUUUCAGCUAGGUUAGAGCAGAGCUUACAGUCUGGAACUUUGAGUCUAUUAGAGCUUCUACUGUGGUUCAUGAGUAUAGAAGAUAUUCUUAGGAUUGGAGAGAAAGGUCAAGAUGGACUUGAUGGAAGGAAUUGAAGUUACUGAAGAUUAAAUUUUAAGUUCAUGGCAGAUCUCUAAGAAGGUCAUGCCAAUUUUUUUUUAUAUUUGCUGUUUUAGACUUGAUAGUAAUUAAGUUUAGUAAUUUUCUUUAGAGCUAAAUGCAGACUCUAGAAUUCUUGAGAACAAUUAAGCCCCAGUCCAAACCCGGGAUUUUAUAUAAACUUAAAGAAAAGCACAAGAUCUGAGCCCAGGUAAUAAUAGAUCUUAAGAAUCUUCUUUCAAGACUUCAUAUUCAAAUAAAAAAAACUAACGUUUCUACUCCAGAAGACAAUGUAAUGGUGCAUUCCAGAAUUAAAUGAAGUUUUGUGAUGUGUCAGGAUUUUUCUCUCUCUAGUUUUUGGAAUCUGGUCAUCAGAAAGUGCUCCCCAAGGAAGUAUUAUUACAAUCCAGCUAGAAGGUUUAGCAAAGAGCUAAAGACGAAGCAACAGAAGAAAUCUGGACUGAAAUGAAACUACUUCUUUUUCCCUGGAAGCAAAGAGUUUACAUGAAAUCAGACCAUCUUACAGUUUUAGUUCAUGCCACAGCUAAAGUUUUUGUAAUGUUCUUUAUUUGGCUGACUGCAGGUUUUUACUGUUAAGUUCUGGGAAACAGUGUGGAGCUAAUGAACACAGCCAUGAGACUCCCCUUUCGUAUCUGAGCAAGUGAUCCUGUGCUACAUCUUUCCUGGUUCUCUCAUCUGUAAUAAAGAUGCUGUCUGCUACUUCAGUGCUGAGUGUUUUGCAAACCUUGGUUGACUAUCUUUCCAAAAUAUAAGGUCCCUAAUGUUUAGAUUAAAUGUCUUAUGCUCAGGGGAGGUGCAAUUGUGGUAUUCUUCCUUCUGUGGCAUGUGUGGAGAAUGCUACUUGGGUUUAUUUUCCAAAAGUGUGGUGUAGGAUGGAAGAACUUGUCCAGGAAUGGCACCUUUGAUGAUCUAUAAAAUGAAAUGUGUAGCGUUCAAAGAAAUCUUCCAAUGUAUGUGUGGGCUUCUGAGAGGUGGACUUUCCCAAUACACACUAAACAAUCUUGUUAGGCCAAGAGGAAACGUAUUAGAAAUUUGAUAGCAUCAAACAUCCAGACUGACCAGAAGUUUGUUUUGUAUGGCAUGGAACAUGAUUGUCCCUCUAAGUUCCACCAACUGUCUGGUACAUGUUGGCCCUCCGCCUCGGCCUGCUCCCUGGUAUUAGCCACCAUAGCUUUGUCACUCACACACAUUGCUUUGGGACACACAGGAGUGAACUGAUUGGGUGGUAAGUGUUUAGCUAGAAACUUUACCCUUAAUUCCAGAUGAUACUGAACAGCUCCUUCCUGCCCCAAGAGAUCCACUAUCUCUUUAGUGUCUGAAUCCCCCAGCUUCCUGGAAUACAGACUAUUCCACUAGAAACAGUGACACCAAUGGUACUAUAUCUCUGAACUGGCCCUAACCCAGAAGAAUGCCAUACAAAAUGCUAUUGAUUUUCUUAAAAUAGCACAGUCUUAGACACUAUAAAAAUAUUCUAAGAUAACUCUGUCCUGCAGCGGAUAUAGUAUUCAAGUAUCUCUUCCAACAAAACCUCUUCUUGGGACUUUCAAACUCAUUUCUAAGCCAAAUAGCUUAGAUAAAAUAUUUCCCUUCUUUUCUCUGGGAAUGCAAUCUCACAGUCUACGGGGGCAGCCCCAUCAAUAGUCUGGAGGCAUUUUCUAAGUCAUUCCUUCUGAUCUCCUUCAUAGGUUACCACUUUCUCCUCUGGUCUUCUGAACUUUUUCCAUCAUCUGCUGAUUACUGUUAAUCACAGGAUGCUGGCAAAUUACAGUGGAAGGCACAUGUAUGCAGUGCUGUCCAACAGACUCUUACUAUAGUGGUCAUUGCUCCUUACUCUUCUCAAAUGCAUUAUUCUGCCCGCACCCCCCCCCACACACACACACACACAAUCAUUAGAACUAUACCUGAUUGGAGCCCAGAAUUUGGGACCAAUACUUAAUUCAAGCAGCAGGGGCUUGCUCACAAGCUCUGAGCCCAACACGAAGCACAGCACUUUGAAAAGUCAAAUAGGCCUUUGGUAGCUUUGUACAUUUGCAAUUUUACAUUUGUUAUUAGCUUACAGCACUAAUAACACUUCAGUUGUGAAUCUAUAGUAACAAUAUGAUAAAUCUUAGAACAUAUUCUAGAAAUAGUGGUACCUUGCUGCUAUUAUACUUACUAAUUUAUACCCCAGUAUUAAUAAGUAUUAAAUACAGAUUGUGUAUGCAUUAUUUAUAUUGUGUACAUGCCAACUGUAAUACUUAACCUUACUGAUCAGCAAUUAGAAAAUACAGAAAUUAUUAUAGUGAAAAUAAGUCUUGGUCAAUUCAGAUGACAUGUGAAUCUGAUAAAUGCUCAAUAGGUAUUGUAUUUUGUCCUCUAUUGCUUGCUUUACACUGUAGUGCAUGCUGUUUGCUAAGUUAAGUAAAAAUAAUAAUAACAAAUUAUACCAAUUUUAAUGUUAGGAUUAGAAUUUUGCAUAUAUGCUGCUUGAUACUCUGAAAUGUAUUUUGUGGCUUAAUUAUCUCAUUCACACACAUUUCACUUGGCAUUUUUCCCCUAGGAAGUAAUUGUUCAAUUAUCUCUCUCAUCUUCUUUCUUGUAACCUUGAUUAAACUACUUACUUCAACCUAGAACAUUGUAAAGCCAGAAUACCUCAUUUUGACAGUUAAAACAUUUAAACAGAUAUGAUGACAUGAUGUGAUUUCUUGUAUUUGAUUUGAACUACAUAAAUAGACUUCAACCUAAUAAUAAAUAUAAAACUUUGGCAAGCA
Molecule: messenger RNA, 7704 nt
Organism: Microcebus murinus (gray mouse lemur)
Lineage: Eukaryota; Metazoa; Chordata; Mammalia; Primates; Cheirogaleidae
Gene: PLCXD2
Product: phosphatidylinositol specific phospholipase C X domain containing 2
Biological process (GO): lipid metabolic process
Molecular function (GO): phosphoric diester hydrolase activity
Source: RefSeq, a predicted model, not a curated record